AUGAGUGUCUAUCCUUACUGUUUCUUCUGCAGGUUGAAAUACGCAGCAGCAGGGUCAGUGAAGCUGGACGACCUGCUGCUAAAUCAACUUCUUCAGUUCCUCAAACGUGUUGUUAAAGAAAUUCGUCGUCUGGAUGAGGCCACUCAGGCGAUUUGCGUGUUUUGUCGAAAUAAUCAUGAGACCUUCGAGAUCUACUCGAGUCACAGGGUUAAGGAUCGAGAUGGCCGCGUAACAUGUCCCAUCCUACGGAACAUCGUUUGUCCCAUCUGUUCAGCGACCGGCGACGCAGCUCACACGGUGCGAUUCUGUCCCCAGGCAGUCAUUCAAAAGCGGACUACUGUUCUGCCUUCAGCUUUUCUGCCACAUUAUUGUUCAGCAGUCAGCAACGGAAGUUCGCUGCUAAACUACCUACAGUUGCACUGUGCUAGCGAGUUCGGCGCAGCGUCCUCCACACUGUCAGUCCUACUGCGUUAA
Molecule: messenger RNA, 474 nt
Organism: Dibothriocephalus latus
Lineage: Eukaryota; Metazoa; Platyhelminthes; Cestoda; Diphyllobothriidea; Diphyllobothriidae
Source: the annotation of a GenBank genome assembly